GAGAGAAGAGAGCUCAGCCUCCGGAGAGGGAGGAGAAAGGGCUGCAUGGAGGAAUACACGGCUCUUAUUAUGCACAAGAACUGACCCGGAUUCCAUUUUUUGUGUAUGUGUGUGUGUGUUCAGCAGGACGCAAUGAAGAGCCGUCGGUGUGUCUGUUAGUUUUUUUGUCGGCGAACCGGAGUAGAGGAGCGCUCCUCAGAGUUUUGUUAGUCCGCGGUACGCUGGAGCCACCGCUGCCGCUUCCAGUUUCUCCGAGAAAGAAAGACGCGGCUUCGGCACGGGAGAAGGACCUGAGAGAAACUUUGUUGGAAACAAAACAAAACAAAAAAAUGCAAGGGGUUUCAGCGACGGACCUGCCGGCCUCCUCCCUGCAGUACUCGUGCGGGUCGGUGGACUACUUGUGUUCUCCACGGCUGGCGAAGAAAGGCCCGACCACUAGACCAUGUCACGACAAGCCUGCCGUCAAGCCGCGGCCCCAGACCUCCACCUUACCCAGACCGCCGACUGCUCAGAAACCUCAAGUGCCCCCUAAACCUGCGCACCUGCUCGCCCUUGGGCAAGACAAGAAACCCAAGAGGAUCCCACCGCCGCCCUCGAGACCCCUGCCGGCACCCCCUCCGCCUCCCAAACCAAAGCCGUGCCUGAGCCCCGCUGGCCUGGGAGCACAGCCGCAGAAAGAGCCUCAGAAGGUUGGGCAGCUCAUCGAGAGGUUUAACAACUCCAGGGUCCCCAUCCUGGGGGUGCUCCCACGGUCACAGCUGCAUCUUUGUCUGAGAAUGGACACUGCGUCUGACCUCCCUCCAUCCUGCAGCCCCAACGCCACGACAAAGGUCGCAGGAGACUCCUCCUCCUCCGCGGACAAACUUGCACUUGGCACCUCCGAGCAAACCGACGGCGUGUCCGAACUCUCCCGCCUCGCCUCGAUGCACAUCGACGGCUCGGACGACGGCGGGCUGGACGACUGCGUGGAGCGUGGCCUCGCGCAGCGGGUCGGCUGCAUCGGCGACGCAGACCACGAACAGGACUCCUCCCAUAAACUCACGGACAAGCCCGACUCCUCGCAGCAGAACGGGAAGAUUCCCAACCGGGACAGCGGCAUCGACAGCCCGUCGUGCGCCGCCGAGGGGGAGGCGUUCGCCAACGAGGACGCCAUCGACGAGGAGGAUCAUUACGACAGCGUGACAGAAACGGAGAGCGUGUCCUGCUGCGUCACGCUGGACAAUAAGAGGGACUCCACGCAGGACGAGGACAGUGACUUGGACGAGGGGAGCAGCGGGGAGAUCCCGUCUCUCGCAGACACACAGACCGGGUAUCUGGCGGACACCCAGUCAGAUGCACACAAAUGCUCGGAGGCUCAGAAGCUCCUGAACAUCGCCAAAGAGCUCCUCCACACUGAAGAGGCCUACGUGAAGAGACUCAACCUCCUCGACCAGGUAUUUUGCACUAAGCUCACAGAGGCUGGAAUCCCUCAGGACGUCAUUACGGGGAUCUUCUCCAACAUUUCCUCCAUCUACUUAUUCCAUGAUAAGUUUCUGCUCCCGGAGCUCAAGACGAGGAUUACUGGAGAAUGGGAGUCAAACCCUCGCAUCGGAGAUAUCCUGCAGAAGCUGGCUCCCUUCAUGAAGAUGUACGGAGAAUAUGUGAAGAACUUUGACCGAGCCAUGGACCUGGUCAACACCUGGACACAGAGGUCAUCUCAGUUCAAGGGUGUCGUCCAGAACAUACAGAAGCAGGAUGUGUGUGGGAACCUGACGUUGCAGCAUCACAUGCUGGAGCCGGUCCAAAGGAUUCCUCGUUACGAGCUCCUGCUCAAAGACUACCUGAAGAAGCUGCCUGACGAUGCUCUGGACCGCAAAGAUGCAGAAAAGGCACUGGAGCUGAUCUCCACCGCGGCCAACCACUCCAACGCAGCCAUCAGGAAAAUGGAAAAGAUGAACAAGCUGCUGGAGGUUUACGAGCGGCUCGGAGGAGAGGAGGACAUAGUGAAUCCAGCCAAUGAACUCAUAAAAGAAGGGCAUAUCAAAAAGAUGUCUGCCAAAAACGGAACAGCACAAGACCGAUACCUCUACUUGUUCAAUAACAUGGUGCUAUACUGCGUCCCUAAACUGAGACUGAUGGGGCAGAAGUUCAGUGUCAGAGAGAGGAUUGACAUUGCAGGAAUGGAGGUCCAAGAAAAUGUGAAGCAGAACCUUCCUCAUACAUUUGCCAUUAUUGGUAAACAACGUUCACUGGAGCUGCAGGCCAGGACAGCAGAGGAGAAGGAAGAUUGGAUUCAGGUGAUCAAGGCCACCAUCGAGCGGCACAAGCAAAACAGCGAGACGUUCAAUAAAGCUUUCAACAGCUCCUUCUCCCGUGAAGACGACCAUGUACCGGAGUCACCGGGUCCCUGGCCCAGCAAUUCUGUCGACUUAGAUGGACUUCAUGAAAGGAAGAGCUCCAAGAAGAAGGAGAAAGAGAAACAGACGUGCAGAGGCUGCAACGAGAGCUUCAAUUUCACAAAGCGCAAGCAUCACUGCAAGUCCUGCGGAGCGGCCAUCUGUGCAAAGUGUUCAAAGACCUUGGACAACAAAACGAGUCGAGUGUGUCCCGAAUGUUUCGAAGCCAGCGUCAACGUUGAAAUGAUGUGCGGCGCCGGCGACCAGAAGAGAAAAGCUUUAGCUGAGAGACAGAUAUCUCUGACAGCGGACAGCUGCCUGCUGUGCGGCUACCUCCAGGUGCAGGAGAAGGGGAAGAGUUGGACCAAGAUGUGGGUGGCUGUGACGAAGACUGAGCCUCUGGUGCUGUACUUGCAAAGCAGUGGACAGGAGCUGAAAGGCUCGCGGGCCGUCCCUCUGCCCGGUUUCGACGUGAGCACGGCCCCGCCUGCGACGGCCGACAAACAGGAGGUCAAGCACGUGCUCAGGCUUAGUCACACCCAGCAGACCUUCCUCCUAAGUGCCCAGGACGCAGAGCUUCAGGCCAAAUGGGUGGAAGUCCUCUCCAAAGCUGCCCGGGGAGAAGAACCCGCCGAGGCGUCGACGAGCGUGACUGAACACAGGAAGAGCCAGUAGCGGCCCCCGCCGGAGCCGCUGGACUCCUCUGCCUCUCCCUCUCCUGUGUAUAAAGCACACAUUACUUGAAUUCACUUUACCUUGGCACUUUUAUUUUCCCUCCUCUUCAAACGGACCACUCGAUACUUCCUCGUUCCACCUGAAUCGUCCCCUCUUGACCCCACAGCUGCGUCUUUUUCCUCCGUCUUCGUGUCUCUCUGGAAGCGCAGACACCCGCAAACCAAUCCUCCGACGCCACUGGUCAGGAUGUUUUAUUCCUUAUAUGUUUUGAUCAAUGGGAGCGCAUCUCUGAAGAACAUUUAUGUGUAAUAUGAAUGAAGAAAGAUCCAGUUUUUAGAUGAAGUUCUUGUACAUUAGUCCACGGUGUCCAUGAAGCAUUAACUCUUAGGUGUCUGUCUUUGCAUUAGUGUGCAUGUGUGUGUGCGUGUGUGUGUGUGCGUGUCUGAGUCCCUCGCUGUGUUGUAAUAAGUAUUGAACGCUUGUGUAAGAAAACCCCCACUGAGGCUUUCACUCGUGCCGAGGGAACAGUGUUGGUUUUGCCGGUCUUGUACAGUAUGUGUAUUAUAAUGUGAUGUAAGGAAACAAAGAAGAAGAAAGAAAACAAGACAUUUAACUUAAAAAAAAAAAUACAUUUGUGGCUGGCCACCUGAUGUUUCCAGUUUUAGCACCCGCCCCACCCUCAGACCCCAUCCUGUUCGUUUGUGGUACUUUGGUACUGAUUCCCUCUCUGUCAUCGUCACUGGAGUCUGAGACGUCUGAUCCGAGUGAGAAUGCGAAGCAUCCCCAUUUGCGUGGCUUCACUUUUAGGGUCAGCCUUAACAUCCCCAUUUUUACACAGACGAAAAGAGACGCCGCCUGUGCAGUUCAGUCUCUCACUGACUCAGCAGGUUGGUGAUAAGAUGGAAACCAAGUACUGUACUGUAAAAAAAAAAAAAAAAAAAAAGAAGAAAAAGUUUAUUCUGCCUUUCCCCUGGGUACCCUUCCCCUAUAUGCACCAGCCUUUUAAAUAAAAGUAGCAAAUAAAGUUGUCCUUCAGUUUCCCUUUUGCAUGUAAACUAACUCAUAUUUAUAUACUGUGCUUUAAAAAAAAUCUUCCAUUUGUCCUGCUUUUUAUGCUCCAGAGCUCAUUCUUGUGUUUUUUUUCUGCUGUGCGUGAGCAGAACCGUCACUGUUUUUUAACAUUUGUGACAGUGAAAGAAUGAAAAGAGUUGAGCGGAUCAUUAAUAAACAAGCGCGGCUCGUCUGACGCCGCGCUGUCCUGUGAGAUCAGAA
Molecule: messenger RNA, 4322 nt
Organism: Fundulus heteroclitus (mummichog)
Lineage: Eukaryota; Metazoa; Chordata; Actinopteri; Cyprinodontiformes; Fundulidae
Gene: fgd
Product: faciogenital dysplasia
Exons: 19
Coding region: 330-3050 (906 amino acids)
Biological process (GO): filopodium assembly; cytoskeleton organization
Cellular component (GO): cytoplasm
Molecular function (GO): guanyl-nucleotide exchange factor activity; metal ion binding
Source: RefSeq, a predicted model, not a curated record